Macrobrachium nipponense is the source of this 3702-nucleotide messenger RNA. RefSeq names its product glutathione S-transferase kappa 1-like. Gene Ontology annotation, molecular function: glutathione peroxidase activity; glutathione transferase activity. Gene Ontology annotation, biological process: glutathione metabolic process. The transcript is spliced from 6 exons. The record is from RefSeq and is a predicted model, not a curated record. The coding region runs from base 309 to 923 and encodes 204 amino acids. Gene Ontology annotation, cellular component: mitochondrion; peroxisome. NCBI's taxonomy places the organism in Eukaryota, Metazoa, Arthropoda, Malacostraca, Decapoda, Palaemonidae.
UGUCAAACAGGCAUGCUCAACAGUGGAUGAGGAGGACUUGAGUAUGUUCCAGCCUAGAACUCAUGAAGUCUGGGGCAUUGCCCAUAGGUGGACACUUUUUCCUUGGGUGCUGUGGUGGCUCCGUAACUAGUUGUGUAGCACAUCCAGUUCCCUUAGCGGGACAGGUAGCAUCUUGUCUAAGACAUACAGUUGCAAAAGCGAGAGUAAGUGUGUGUGAUUGGCCUCCCUCCAUUCUCUCUUCUCAUACCCUUUCUAUCUCGAUGGGAAGAGGAUAAGUUAACAAACCAUAAUGUGCUGGAUGGACGUAGAUGCAGGUUCUGAUGAGGUACAAGAAACACUGGAAUGUUUCAGUUGAACUUAAACCUUUCCUUCUUGGAGCUGUCACCAAAGGGUCUGGAAAUACACCACCAGGUUUUGUCCCAAACAAGGCAAUGUACAUGAUGAAAGAUUUACCCCGUUUAUCUAGGUACUUCAAUGUACCUCUGAAGAUGCUUUCGGAUCCUGCCACGAGUAUGUUUGAGAGGGGAUCGCUCGUUCCAAGUCGUUUCUUGACAGCCACAGAUUUGUUGUAUCCUGAUUACCUCGAAGGAGUAACCCGAGCUGUCUGGAUGGAGCUUUGGAACAAGGACGAAGACAUAACAUCUGUGCCUGUAUUGCAACGUGCAGGAAAGGCUGGAGGCUUGAGCGAUGAACAGCUGAAGAAAGUCCUUGAUCACAUAACUGAGCAAGUGACGAAGGACAGGUUGAAGGCCUACUCCAACCUUGCAUUAGAGUAUGGGGCCUUUGGCUCACCAACAAUUGUGGCUCACACAGGAAACGAACCAAUGAUGUUCUUUGGCUCUGACCGAUUUCCAGUCUUGGCCAACGAAAUUGGGGAAAAGUGGCUUGGCCCCGAUCCAGAUAAUCAGAAGUCUCAGUUGUAGACCCACUCCCCUUCUUAAAAAACUUGUGGUAUUGUUUACGAAGAAGGGUGUAAAUUAGGGCAGAUGUCUGCAGGUGCCUUCUGGUGAGAGAUUGGUCUUGUGGUCAUUUAAGAGAUGUUUAGUUACUUGAGAGUUGUAGUUAUUUUGGGAUGUGUAUCUUGUAGAUUUAGAAAGAUAGUAUGGAGUUUGUUCUUUUAACUAACAUUUUAAAUAAUUCUUUUGGUGGAAAUGCUCUUUAGAUGUUGGGACACUUAAUGAUAGAGAUAUUUUUGGUAUUUAAUUUUCUCUGUAGGGUAACAGUAAUCAUAAGUAUUUUAAUUUAGUAAUUAACUUUCCUCCUUUGUAGAAAACUCUUACCCUUGAGUAUUCAGGUUUGUUAUGUGAGGGAAAGUAAGAGUCCUUUUGUUAUAUUCACAAGGAGCAGGUUAGAAAGUAAGUCGUAGUUUUCUUAGAUCAAAGAAAACUCAGAUUGGUUUGGCUCUACAUGGUAAUGAGAAACUUGAUAACCUCUAUAAGAUUCUUACUACUGGAUGUCUUAUAUCUUUGGUGCAAGAUAAUAUAGUUCAAAAUCAUUGUAGCAUAACUAUAGUGUCUUGUAUCUCUGGCACAAGAUAAUUGUAAAAAAUUCAAGCAUAACUAAAGGUUUUAGGUUUUGUUUACCAACAUUACUGCCUUAGUCCUGAACACGGACAUAUUGAAGGAUAGUAGGGAAGGAUUGCUAUGAAUGUUAACCCUGUGAGGAUUAGAAACAAAUGUUAAAGUAUCACAAAUUAAAAAUCAUGCUUUGAAGAUUCUGGGAAUGGUUUUACAAGAGAAAAUGUUGUCAGUAAUUUUGAGUAGCUCCUCAGCCUUUCUGUUGAUGCUCCUUUCAAGAUUUUGCAGCAGCACUGAUUACCACUUGUAGUGCAUAUUUCAGCUCUUGGUUCAGAGGGAUGAUUGUAAACAUUGUUGAACCCAAGAUUACUGUUUAUGGAGAUGGAAGAUAAGCAGUUGAACUUAUAUGAGAAGGUGCAUUGUAUGGCUUACUAAUUUUAGUAUUUGUCCUUAUGUAUUAGUUGAAUUUAAUAGCAAGGUGUAACUGCAGGAUUAGCCAUCAGUUCAGUUCUCCAUAACUUUGAAAACCUCCUACAAGUAUGUUUAUUACUUCAUGACUGAAAUUUCCUGUUGUAUCUAUUUCUCCCUCUAGUUUUCACCAAAUUUUAAUGGGUCAAGAUGCUUAUCCAGAUCUUGUUGACUGCAUUUCCUUUUAUUAGGGUUAGGAGAUCAUCAGUUUUCAUAAGUUCUUUGCGUAUGGACAGUUUUUCUGGGUUUUACUUGUUCUAUGAGAACUGUCAACUGGACAUUGAAAGGUACACAUGAAACAUUGUAAAAUCUAGAUUGUAUUAUACAGCGCAAAAUACCCAGGGGAUACUUUGUCACUCUUCUCAACCAUGUCAGGUACACAGUAUGUCAAAUAAACAUCCACUCAUCCUCUGUUAAAGCAGAAAAAUGUUUCCAAUUCUGUGGAUGUUUAUAAUAUAUUGACAAUAAUGUUCUUUCUGUUUGCUUAAAAAUAAACAUUCAGUUUACACAGAGUGGUUUUGUGUGUAGCGAAUAAGUGAAGCCCCUUGUCAGGUUGGCCAGUACCCGUUACUUAAUGAUGAAACGAGUUAUGACAGUUUUCUCACUGUCAUUCAUUGCACGUUAUCAUUAUUGUGAAUUCAAUCUGACAAGUGUGUCAGGUUUGUUAUACUACUUGUAUGAUGGUAGAAAUUGUAUAGCGAAAAAAGGAGACCAAAGGGAGUACAGUAUAUGAAAGGUAUCAGAAAAACAUUUUUACUCAUGCAUCUUGUAAAUAACAAAGCAUCCACAUAGUUCAGACCAGGCCAGAUAUGGGCUCUAGUUUGAAAUCUCAUUUGCCAAUCUGUUUUAUUUCAUUUAGAUUCCAGUGUUGCAGCUGUCAGUAAUUUUGACUUUUAUUGCCUUUGUUUUUACAAGAUUAAAAUUUUUUGCACAUGCUCUUAUUGUAAUGGCUGAAGGAUUGUUGCAAAUGUAGAGAACAAUUUCUUGUUUGUAAAUAUACUUAAGUAUACUCAUAUUUAAGAACAAUUUAACAAACUUUCAAAAUGAUGCCAGAAUAAUUUUAUUGAUAGGUACAAGUAACAUAAUUUUUUGUUAAAACUAAUAAUUUGUGUAUUGUUGACAACAAAACUUAAGUUCUAGCUUGUCAUCAUACCUUCAGCACUGAAAUAAGGAACAAAAUCUAGUAGAAUUGUGUAGACCUCUGAAUCUAUACUGAGAGGCUGCAAGAGCUUGCUUAUUCAGUCCUCGCCAUCAGUCUGACAAUGAAUGAAGGGCCGACUUUCGCAAGCAUUUUUGUCCAGGUUUUCAUACAUCUAGACAUCAAUGAUACAGCUGGAUUUUGUUCCUCAUAAUGUUAAUUUUAGAGAUGUUUAGUUGUUUAUUUUAUACAAUUUGGGAGUAAGGUAUAGAAUUAAAACUUUGUUGGAAGAUAAGAGUUAGAUACGUAAUCUUUGUACGUAUAUAGGUGCUUUUUGAAUAAGGUACACUACCAUGUUAACCAGAUACAGACAUAUAUUCACUAUGAGAUUGACACAAAUAUAUGCAUAUGUAUAUAUAUUCACUUUAUAGAUAAGGCUGAAAAAUAAAUUAAACAAUGCAAUUUAUGCUCAGGGCUUAUAUAUUUUUAUAGCAUGAAAUUUGAUGAAAAAGACAAUUAUUUCUUUGAAAAGUAUUGUGGUGCUUCAGUGUUAUUAAAUUGAAUAAAUGUUGAAUUAAU